AGAACUUCCUUUCAAUCCUUUUCACCCUCAAAAGAAAUAUAAAAUAGCACGUACAUUAGAUGUCUUACUCUGACUUUUGCUUCCAUUAAUCAUAGCAAGUGCAAGUCAGCAGUAAAGAAAGUAAGCUGGCACAAGAAAGUGAAGUGCAGCAAAAAGAGCAUGGUCGAUAUUGGAAUUGAGGAUAUGUUCCUCCCUGUUAUUCCUCCACUUUGGAUGUGGUUAUUGUUUUCUCCCUCGCUUUGUUUCUUUGUAAGCCAAAAGCAGAACCAAGCUUAAUUAUUCCUUGGACACCAAAUCAGCCCUAUAAAAAUGGUCUAUUGGAGUCUUGUUCCAUGGCAUACUUGGAAACGUAAGAGAAUAUAUCUUUCCAGAAAUUUGAGAUGGCUAGUAGUUCCACUCAACCCCCCAGACAGUACGAGCAAGAUUGCCACAUCCUUCACUGUUAUUUCUCUGGCAAUAUUGGAGCAAUCAACAACAAAAAACUUGUUGAAAUAUUUGUCAAUGGAGACUCAAAUGCCCUCAAGGUCGUUCGCCAGACCUACAGUUCUAGGUAUGGCCAAGAUCUUCUUCAGCUCAUGUCAAAUGUUCAGAGGAACAACUCGUUUGCUAGGAUUGCUUAUCUCCGCAUGGUUGAACCUCAUGAACGUGAUGCUCAACUAAUGAGGCAUUCGUUGUUCGGGGUGAGUCUAAACCUCAAUACUCUCAUUGAGGUGGCUUGCACCAGACCAUCUUCGGAGCUGCUAAGAAUCAAGCAAGCCUACCAAACUCGAUAUAAUUCUGACCUCGAAAAGGAUUUAACAAUGAAAGUCAAUGGUGGAUUCAAAGAGAUUCUGCUGGCUGUUCUGAAAUCUUGCCGCAAUUAUGGUGGUAAAGCUGACAUGAGCCUGGCCAUGUGCGAUGCCAAGACUCUAUAUGAAGCCCUCGAAAGUGGGAAAAACAUAGAUCAGAAGACAGUAACUUCAGUUUUGAGUCAAAGGAACAAUGGCCAAGUCAGAGCAAUACUAAGCUCCUACAAACAGCUAUACGGCCACGAAUUCCGUAAGUCCAUUAAGAGAAGCAAAUGUGGGCAAUUUGGAAAGGAACUUCGGGUCGUAAUCCGGUGCAUACAACAUCCCGAGAAGUUUUUUGCAAAACAAUUGAGAAUGAAAAAUGCUGAUGGUAGAGAGAUUCUGAUUCGAACAGUGGUUACUAGGUCCGGGAUAGACAUCAAAGGGAUAAACAAAGCUUUUGUAGCAAAAACAGGCAGCUCUUUAGAAAACCUUGUGAUACGGGAACUCAAUAGUUGUAAGGACAAGACUAAUGACAUUGCAGUCGGUAUCUUGGUCGGGCUGAUCAAAAGCUGUUGAGGACAUUUUAGUGGAAAAAAUUGCUGGAACAUGGCGGGUUUGGUGCAUAAAUAAAUUGACUGGUAAAUAAUACAAAUAAAGAUAGCAUCAUGUUUCUCAUUUGAAUUCCUUGUAAUUAUAUAUGUAAUGGGGUCCUCGUUCUACCCUAUGGCUAAGCAUUGUUUUUUCUUUGGGAAAACAGACAAAGAUUCAACUAAGUGGCACCACAGGCAGGUAGUUUUUAUGAAUCUUUAAGUUGUUUAAUACAGGCAAGUGGCUAAAUUUAGAAUAUUAUUAUAGUAGGAAAAA
Durio zibethinus is the source of this 1634-nucleotide messenger RNA. RefSeq names its product annexin Gh1-like. Gene Ontology annotation, biological process: response to cold; response to water deprivation; response to heat. The record is from RefSeq and is a predicted model, not a curated record. Gene Ontology annotation, cellular component: cytoplasm; plasma membrane. Gene Ontology annotation, molecular function: phosphatidylserine binding; calcium ion binding; calcium-dependent phospholipid binding. NCBI's taxonomy places the organism in Eukaryota, Viridiplantae, Streptophyta, Magnoliopsida, Malvales, Malvaceae.